AUUGAUGGGUGUAAAAGAUUUAUGGAGUGUAUUAACGCCUCAUGCUGAGCGAAAACCCAUAUGUGAGCUACGAGGUAAAAUAGUAGCAAUUGAUCUUGCUGGCUGGGUCUGUGAAAGUCUCAAUGUUGUAGAUUAUUUCGUGCAUCCUAGACAUCAUCUGAAGAAUUUGUUUUUUCGUACUUGUUAUUUAAUAUGGGAAGAGGUAACUCCUGUUUUUGUACUAGAAGGCGUUGCUCCCAAAUUAAAGAGUCAAGUUAUUGAGAAGCGUAAUGAAAUUCAAUUUCGUGGCGCAAAACCAAAAGAAACACCAAGCCAAACUCAACUAGACUCCCAAAAGACAAAGAGCGAUAAAGGUAGAACGAGAUUUAAUCAUGUGUUGAAACAAUGUGAAAACCUAUUGCAGGCAAUGGGAAUUCAGUGUGUGCAAGGACCUGGUGAAGCAGAGGCUUAUUGUUCAUUUCUUAAUUUAAAAGGGUUAGUUGAUGGUGUUAUAAGCCAAGAUUCGGAUUGUUUUGCUUAUGGAGCCUUACGUGUUUAUAGAAAUUUUUCAGUAUCCUCACAAGGCGCAUUGGCAACCCAAGGAGGAGCAGUAGAUAUUUACGAUAUGAGAAAUAUAUGUUCAAAGAUGGAUUUUGGCCAAAAUAAAGUAAUAGUCAUGGCUUUACUGUGUGGUUGCGAUUAUUGCCCUGAUGGCAUAGGAGGUGUUGGGCGUGAUGGCGUUUUAAAAUUGUUUAACAAGUAUAAAAAUGAUGAAAUUUUGCAACGUAUACGUUCGUGGCGUCUUGAAGAUCACAAAUAUACCGCAAUGGAAAUGAGAAUAGAUGAUAAAACAAUUUGCUCUAAUUGUGGUCAUCUGGGUCGUACUCAAAGUCAUACUAAAAAUGGCUGCGGCAUCUGUCGUACAAAUCGUGGAUGUGAUGAAAGCUUAUGGAAAGAAGAACGACUUUCAUUAAAAGCUGAAUUAACAUUACGUAAAAAAGCUUUAUCGGAUCCAAAUUUUCCAUCACAAGAAAUUAUUGAUGAAUUCCUUAAACAACCAACAGAUGUUCCUAAGCUUCAAUUGAAUUGGAGUCAACCGAAUAUGGUAAAAUUCAUUAAACAGGUUGGACAUUUAUUACAAUGGAAAGAAAUUUAUUGCUUUCAAAAAUUCUUUCCAAUUUUAACAAGAUGGCAAGUAUUAAAUGCUCCACGUUUAAAGGGACUGCCUUCAGCUGUGAAUUAUAUAACACCUAAGGAAAUUAUAAAAAAACGGGUGGUGAAGGGUGUACCAAGCUUAGAGUUGCUGUGGCAAGAUGAAAAUAAUAUUUUUAGUGGAUUAAUACCCGAUAAUCAGCUACAGGAACUUUUAGCAAAUAAUCCAAAAGGUUUACAGGACAUUUGGUCUACGGUUGAACCAUUUGAUAAAGUAGAAGUUGCGUACCCAUUGCUAGUGGAGUCAUUUUUGAAAUCAAAAGAAAAGACAAAAAAAGUACCAAAGAAAUCAUCAAAAGCUAAACAAAAAUUAACUGAAGAGCAACCAUUGGGAUCACUAGAAAAUCUAAAAGAUCUUAUCGAUGCAACUAAUGACAUAGAAAAGAGUUUGAAGCCAAAAAGACAAAAUAAAUCAAAACAAGCUAUUUCAAAGCAAGGUUUGCAAAUGAUUGAUCGUUUUUUUAAGCAAAAAAUUAAUGAUGAUUUUGAAGAAAACAACCAUCAAACUCCUACUAAAUGUGUUUAUAAUAAAACAGCAAUCGAAGCGCAACAAUGCUCUACUCCCAUAACUAAAAACAUACCAUCUGACUUAGAAAGUGAUAUUGAUGAAGACGCAUUCGAUAUGUCUGAUAUUGUUAAUGGCAUUGUUGGAAAAUCAAAUAAAUCCUUUACCUUGACAUCCCAUAAAGGUAAGCAACUGUGUUAUGAUGAAAUGCCACUGAAUAUUAGCAUUUUAUUAAGUGAAACUAAAUCAACUGCUAAUGACACAAAAGGUUGUAUUGAUGAUUUAGAUAUCCUUAGCGAAAAGCGUUUACUUUCGAAUUCAUUUCACAAAUCCGCUAAUAUUGAAGCGAAACGAAUGUCGUUGGAUGAUUGUUUUGAUGUUUUAGUUAAAAUGGGCACCAGUAGAAAUACGAAAUCAAAUGGAUUUAAACCAGUUAUCGGUCGCGUAUCUACCAUUAUAGAUCGGUUUAAACAAAAGCAGCGUAUUAGCCUAAAUGUUACAAAUACCAGUUCGUUUGAAAAUAUUUUAGAAGAUGGCAAAAAUACAAGUUAUUUUUUCAAUAAUAGCAUGCAAUCAGAAAACGAAGACGUUUUUGAGAGAUUUAUGGAUGCAAGUUUUGGUAAGAAAACAAAUGUAAAUGAAGAUAAUGAUUUUGUUAUAUUAAGUGAUUAGUUUAGAGUUGAAACAAAUUAUUAACAAUAAUAAAAAAUCGAAUGAAAAUGAAGAUAAUAA
This is a messenger RNA of Calliphora vicina (urban bluebottle blowfly), 2428 nucleotides long. RefSeq names its product XPG-like endonuclease (gene Gen). The transcript is spliced from 5 exons. The coding region runs from base 5 to 2368 and encodes 787 amino acids. The record is from RefSeq and is a predicted model, not a curated record. NCBI's taxonomy places the organism in Eukaryota, Metazoa, Arthropoda, Insecta, Diptera, Calliphoridae. Gene Ontology annotation, molecular function: 5'-flap endonuclease activity; four-way junction DNA binding.